Messenger RNA from Silurus meridionalis, 3524 nucleotides. RefSeq names its product transmembrane protein 121Ab (gene tmem121ab). NCBI's taxonomy places the organism in Eukaryota, Metazoa, Chordata, Actinopteri, Siluriformes, Siluridae. The coding region runs from base 1349 to 2299 and encodes 316 amino acids. The record is from RefSeq and is a predicted model, not a curated record. The transcript is spliced from 2 exons.
GAGAGAGAGAGAGACUCGCUUGCGCACAACUAAGCAGAAAGCACCGGUUCGCGACGGCGGUUUGGUUUCUGCCUCCCGAACAGAAAUCGGACCUUUUUUUCACUCCGUUUUAUUACUAUUUUUUUUUUCUUUUUAACCAUUUUGAGUGUCUAAUUUUCAGAUUUAAGACGUCAUAGAAUCGGAAGGGAUUUUAAACUCGGUGAUGCUCGAGGAUUGAAACAUAAUCAUCAUCAUCUUCAUCUUUAAAAUCAUCCUCAGCCUCCUCAUCAGCAGCAUCAGCAUCAGCAGCAGCUCAGCGCGUUCGGAUUAAAGCGGCGGCUUCGUCUUGCUCGGGUAGAUCAGGCGAAGAGGAAGAAUGAAGACAAGUGAGACAACCUCCCUUUUCUGGGAGCCAUGGAUGAACAUUGGCCCUGGAAAGUCCUGCCCUGCUAUCUAGGUGAUAAAUGUCUGCUUCACCAAGUCAAUUUCUCUGUUCUACUUGAUCCUUCACAUGCUGUCUCUGGGUUUAAUAUACACAGACGUUCAAAGACUGUUGGGUCAUUUCAGAGGAUCUACAUUCUGAAGCGAUAUUCUAUAUUUUCUGUAUUCUGUCUGAUAACUUGAUGAACCCAAAGAACAUCUUUCUUACACACACUGUCGGGCUUCUUAUCGCUCUACCCACACCAACCUGAAAAGAACCACACAGUAUCGGGUAUAUGCAUGCUAAGGAUUUUCCUCACUCAGCGCAUGCACUCUGGCCAUGGAAAAAAUCAUGGCAUUUUGUCGAUAAAUGCUGAGGUGUGGUUAGCCGGCAGUCUCAGAAGUCAAGCAGAAUCAAUGAACACUCUGUGAGUAAUGAGCGGAUAGCUCUUACAUUUAGUGGGCCAGAGAGGAACCACCUGCCAAAACCCAAGCUGUGAGCUUGGCUUUUCUUUCCUCUCUCAGACUCGCAUUUCCAUUGCAAAGUAGUUCAGCUCAAGCCUUCGCUUCAAUUGUAUACUGCUUCUUACUGAAAUUAUUACAUCUCUUCAAAAAACAAAGAAACUUGGGAUGGGGUGGGGGGAAUCCUGAAUACACUCCAUAAUCUCGACAACUGAGUUUUUACACACCAGAAUUAUACUACAGCAAGAAAUCCAAGACUCGCAAAGCCACUCUUAAGGAUUAAGGUGUGAAGACACGAAGCCUUUCGAUUUACAAUAACAUAAUUACUCCUGGCAGAAAGCAGCUUCUGCAUAAAAGGAAAGAGAGCUCUUUUCAUAAAGUAACUAGGUAUCAAGUAAUUGAAAAGAGACUCAUUUUGGCCCAUAGCUUGAGUUAAAAAAAGGGACAAAAUAGCAGUGAGUCAGCGGUAGUGGUGGUGGCCCUCGCCAUGGUGCUACCACCACCGGACAAACGGCACGUCUGUCUCACCACCAUCGUCAUCAUGACCAGCAUGGCCUUCAUGGAUGCCUACCUGGUGGAGCAAAACCAGGGCCCUCGCAAGAUCGGCGUCUGUAUCAUUGUCCUGGUCGGAGAUGUGUGUUUCCUCAUAGUCCUCCGCUAUGUCGCCGUGUGGGUGGGAGCUGAGGUACGGACGGCACGCCGUGGCUAUGCCAUGAUCCUCUGGUUUCUCUACAUCUUUGUUUUGGAGAUCAAGCUCUACUUUGUCUUUCAAAACUGCAAGGCUGACCGCAAAAGUCUGGAGACUGUAGCAAGGAAGGCUCUGACUUUACUCCUUUCUGUUUGUGUACCAGGCCUUUAUUUAGUCCUGGUGGCUCUCGACAGUAUGGAAUAUGUUCGGACUUUUAGGAAAAAAGAGGAUAUGAGAGGACGACUCUUCUGGGUGGCUUUGGACCUUCUGGAUUUGCUUGAUAUCCAGGCAAACCUUUGGGAGCCCCAGCGAACAGGUCUGCCUAUUUGGGCAGAAGGGCUGAUGUUCUUCUACUGCUACAUCCUUCUUUUGAUCCUACCAUGUGUGUCAUUAAGCGAGAUCAGUGUGCAAGGAGAAAAUGUGUCACCACAGAAGAUGAUGCUGUAUCCCAUGCUCAGCUUGGUUACAAUCAACGUGGUCACCAUCCUCAUACGCGGUGUUAACAUGGUGCUCUUUCAGGACAGCCGGGUCUCCACUAUCUUUGUUGGCAAAAACGUGGUGGCAAUAGCCACCAAGGUGUGCACCUUCCUGGAGUAUCGGAAACAGUCUCGAGAAUUCCCAGCCCGUGAAAAUGCAACUGGUAUUCCCAUGGAGAUCCAGCAGAACUCAGUGGGACAUGGACAGGCUCUUCCGAAUGCAACAAGCCUCCCACAUGAACCAACGCCAGUGCAGGAGAUUAUCGACACAUGACCAUGUAGCCAUUUAGAAUUAACACAUCAAGGCUCCAACCUGGCACAGUUCUACCAUUUGAUGAAUGCAUGAGAGGGGGGGACAUAUGGUAUUAUUGUAUCAUUUCUAAAUAUUUGGACUGCUUUUCAACUGGGACAUAUGGACAAAAUUGGAAAAAAAAUAAAACAUACAUAAACAAGGUGCAGCAAAACAGAUUUUUACUGACUGAGCUGGUAUACUUUGCCAGAGUUUCUCUCUGCAAUGGCUGAGUGACAUCAACUCCACAAAUUUUCCUUUGAAGAACAUUUGUGGGCGUGGGAUUUUUUUCUAAUGCUGCAUUUCUUGCUGCCUACCUGACCCACCAGAUAUCAGCAUCUCUCUAAAUUGGCUCCUGCAAUGCAGAAAGACUCUGGAAAGAUAUAGGAUAAAAAAAAGAAGGCAAUUAAUGAUUUACAGGAAGCUCUUUGGAAAUGUCUGUUUUUUUGGGGUUUUUUAGGAUGUUAGUAUGAAUUUUGGACAAGUAGCGAAUAAUUGAGACGGUUCAAUUGCUGCAGCAAAUGGGGCUUGUGGUUGUGCAAAUGUAGAAUGUGUGUGCCAGUGUGAGGGUUGGAUAAUGAUGAUAAAAUGUGUGAAAGAGGGACUUUGGCAACCUCAGCACAGCAAGGCGAGACAAAAAUAUUCUGAUUUGAUAAAACCAUUAUGAUAUAUAAUCUAUGUACAUUCCCUCACAAAAAGCCUUGAAAGUCAGUGAAUGCUCUCACAGAGUUCUUAUUUGAUAAAAGCAUAUAAGUAAACAUUAUUAUUAAUAUUAUUAUUAUUAUGUACUAGUGUGUGCUUCAUUUAUACAUUUUAUGUUGGAGUGUGUUUAAUAAAAAAAAUACUUUUAAUCUCUGUGUUUGAAUGAGUGUGAGACUGAGAAAGAUCUGAAAUUCUCAAGAUAUAACAUUUUAUAUUGAGAAAAAAAGAUUUUGCCUGUCAUUUUGCUCCCAUUGCAGAUGUGGCUAGUAUGGGCUAUAUAAAGCAAAUGUCACCAUUGUUUGCAUAAAUUCUUUUUAGCAAAAACAACUGAAAGAAAUCCAAAUGGGCAAACCUGCAAAAAUACUAAAUUAUCUAUACCCCUGUGUGCGAGCUUACCUCACUUAGCCUCCCGCAACAAGGAAGCCAUUUCCAAAUCACCAGGUCUUUAGAUCAGGAAAUGAAUUGUGACUCUUCUACAGGGUGGUAAAAGCUCCAUUCUUGCCCUUGA